AUGGACGUUUCCGCCUACUAUGCCGCGGAGGACGUGCCGGAGACGAAGGACUACCUCAUGCAGCAGGUGAUGGUGAGGGUCAAGGACCCCGUGAAGAGCCUGGAUUUCUACACCAAGGUACUCGGCUUUCACCUGGUCAUGCAUCGCGAUUUCCCCCAGUGGGGCUUCUCCGUCUACUUCGUGGCCUACUGCAAGAAGGCCGAUAUCCCGGAGGGCGAGGAGGCGCAGUGGAAGUUCUGCAUGAACUGCCCAGCGUGCGUCGAGCUCACUUGGAAUCACGGCAGCGAGAAGGAGGAGGGCGACAAGCUGUACAACACAGGCAAUUCCGACGCUACGGGGACCAAGGACGGCGAGAAGAUCAAGGGCGGUUUCGGCCACCUCGGCAUCACCGUGCCGGACGUGUACGCGGCCUGCGAGCGCUUCAAGGCCCUCGGGGCCGAGUUCCACAAGUCCCCGAACAGCGGGGGCAUGAAGGGCCUGGCCUUCGUCAAGGACCCGGACGGCUACCUCAUCGAGGUGUUGCCGCAGGGGCCCAUGGUGUCCCAGGCAGUCGACUGCAACGGCGUCGCGGUGGACGGCGGAGAGGGCUACAAGGACAAUAGCAAGUAG
Messenger RNA from Prorocentrum cordatum, 609 nucleotides. NCBI's taxonomy places the organism in Eukaryota, Dinophyceae, Prorocentrales, Prorocentraceae. The record is from the annotation of a GenBank genome assembly.